Molecule: messenger RNA, 723 nt
Organism: Drosophila rhopaloa
Lineage: Eukaryota; Metazoa; Arthropoda; Insecta; Diptera; Drosophilidae
Exons: 1
Coding region: 64-537 (157 amino acids)
Source: RefSeq, a predicted model, not a curated record
GUGUGUGUGUAUACCUAAUUCCCAAUAUUUCCUCGUGCCGUCGCAAACAAAGAAUACGUUAAAAUGGUGGCUUACUACGAUGAGUGCGACGCUAUCGAAAACCCCAAGACUCUCACCGAUUGGGUGCGUAAUUUUCGCGUGAAGCGCCAGAAAAUGCGUCGCAAGUUGCGGGGCGCUGGCAGCGACCUGCGCGUGAACGCCAUUUUGUCGACGGCCCUGCUACACGCGGAGCAUGAGCUGCGCAGGAAGCAGCAAGAGCGCUUUAGCCGCUGGCUGGAGAUGCAAACGAGAUUUGUGCCGCAUGGCAGGACCCACUGCGCAAGUGACGCGUUGGACAACUCAAACGGCAAGGCUGCAGCGGAGGCGGAGGCAGAGAGCAAUUUGUGGAGCAGCGAGCUCAGUGGCCUCGACAAUUUUAUGCGCAGCCUGAGCAGCAAUAACAAGGGUGCCAGCAACAGCAAUGGCAGCAACAGUUACACAGAAAUUGACACCAACAACAACAAUCACCUAAGCUGCACCAUUGCAGUGGGCAGUUAGAAAGAGAUGUCUAUAUAGUGUAUGUGCCGUUUGGGUGUAUACGUGAAUGACACAUACGCACAUGCACAAAAUGGUGGCAGGAAGAGAGAAAACUGUUUUUCAGUUGUCGAAAUAUUUCCCUUUACGUCGCCCUAGCUUUAUUUGAUCAUUGUUAAACUAGUUUUAUUACGACAACCCAUUUCUCAU